Paramecium octaurelia is the source of this 418-nucleotide messenger RNA. The record is from the annotation of a GenBank genome assembly. NCBI's taxonomy places the organism in Eukaryota, Ciliophora, Oligohymenophorea, Peniculida, Parameciidae.
UAUGUUGCUAUUAUUCCUGCAAGUUUAAUAAAUGCUUUAUCGAAAUAACUAGAGUAGAAAGAUUUUUUGGGUAUUAUAAAUAUAUCUUAAGGUAUAAGAAAGGGGAUGCUGUAUUUUAGAAGAGGUAUAUUUCUUUGAAUUUUCUAUACAAUUUAUAGAAAUUUAUAAAAUUUUAGUAGUAUAUUUGUACAUAUGGUUUGAAUACAUAAUUUGUGGAUCAUUACAUAUUCAUUUGACAACCUAAGGAUAAGAUAAUAAAUUCAAAGCUAAUAUGGAAUAACUUAAUUUAUUGCAGAGAGAUUUGUUAACAUUUACAAGAACGAUGAAUUUGGCUGAACCUGAAAGAUUUAUUAAGGAUAUUUACAAAGAUAAUUUCAAAAGCUGUAUAAAGUGGAGUUACCUCGAAUGAUAUAUGAAC